AUGCAACAUCACGAAAAAAUAGUUGAAUACUUCAAUUCUAGAGGGGUAUCGGCUAUUUUUCUAUUCAGAAAGAAUCUUUUACGCCGCAUGAUUUCAGCUGAGAUUCUUGCGAGUUACAAGCCCACGAUUAACACAACUUUGCUCAUACCAAACUUGAUGCAAGUCGAGGAUAUGGUUAACAAAUCCUUGCAAUAUUUCAAUAGCACUCGUCACAUUAUCCUAUACUACGAGGACAUCAUAAAGAAUCGAACUAAAUUGUUAGAUGUUCAAAAUUUUCUGAGGGUUCCAAUACAGAACCUAAAUAGUCGACAAGUGAAGAUACACAAAGGAUCCUUAUCUUCUCAGGUCGAAAACUGGGGAGAAAUUGAGAAUGCACUUAAGGGAACACGUUACGAAAGCUUCUUGAACGAGGAUUAUAAG
Molecule: messenger RNA, 420 nt
Organism: Striga asiatica
Lineage: Eukaryota; Viridiplantae; Streptophyta; Magnoliopsida; Lamiales; Orobanchaceae
Source: the annotation of a GenBank genome assembly